AUGCGACGUUUGUGGCACUGCUCAACCGUGCUACCUGGCCGCUCCUCCCCCCGGCCCUCAUACUUUGUCAGGCCGGGCAGGCGGAAAGAACAAACGGGUACACGCUCGCUGUGGUUCAUCCAGAGUCUCAUCGUGUUCGCUGCGCUCCUCGUCUGCAUGAGCCACAUGGCGGGGGCCGCGGCGGCCCCAUCGGGUUUUUCGCGUGGAGACAGUAUUUACGAUGGUCGAUUGGAAGCAACGCCGUCUCGCGCGCAUCUACUUAUCACCCGUUCAUCGCCAAAGGAGCGGGUUACUGCCGCCAGCGCGACGGCCUGGAUCCCUCCCAUCCAUUCACUCGGACGCAGCGGUGUGAUUGUCGACCUCUGCAUCUGCGUCGCUUCGGUGCUGGGCAGUCUCAGCAUCAUCCUGCCUUACUUUAUUCACAAGCACAAUCGCAAACUGCGGCAUGCUCUCAUCCUUGGGCUCGCCACGAGUGACCUUGUUGCUGCCCUCAUCACAGUCUCCACGACCGCUUUCCUGCUGAACGGCGGCAGUCUAUCAGAUUCAUGGCGCUAUUGCGACUUUUCGGGAUUCGCACUGGCCACUGCCAUCUUCACUCAGCACUUGUGGAAUCUCGCGAUCGGUGUAAUCACCUACAUGAUCCUCACUCAUCCCCUCUCUCGUGCGACGCUUACGGUCGAGCGGUACAUUGUCUGGCUCUGGCCGGCCUUUUGGGCCCUCGGUAUGAUCGUUAAUGCGUUUCCAUGGAUCUUCCUCGGCUGGACCGACAAUGGCGGCUACUGCGGCAUGGUGUCCAAGCCCAGCAGCCUUUUGUCGCCGCUCAUCCAAUUCAUACCGCGCGGAUUCGUUUUCAUCGUCCUUCUCGUGCUAUACACACAUCUUUUCUUCUUCCUCAGGCGCACUUCGUUCUUCAGUAAGGCGUCCUCCCGUUCGGGCGGCUGUGCGCGCCGGAACGAACAGAACGUAAGUUUCUUGCACGGCCGCGCGCCUGCACCUCGCGGUCGCACGCUUGCAUCUCUCUGCGGAGACGCGGAGAGCCGCGCUACGCACGCGGACACAGCUGCCGGCGCGACACACAGCACCGCGACCAACUCCGACCAGACGCAAGUGCCCAGCAACAAUGCUGAUCUCGCGGGCAAGGGCAUCAUCGCUGCUAUCCCCAGCGCCACCGCUGGUGCGGGUGCGCAUGCGGCUCGCGCGACGCUGCCAAAGGCGCCUGGCAGCUUGAAGUCCACACUGAGCUUGAAGGGCACAUCCCUGUCAAACGACAAGAACAGUGACCCAACGCGACUGACCAGCACCCACGGCACGCUCCCGCGCGGACACGCUGCUGGGGAAGGAGGAGGCAAACGAGGAGGGACCCGGCGUUUGGCUGGCCUGUGUCGCUGCUUCGGCCUACAGCCUCUGUCACAGAACAGGGCGCAUGACAUGUGCAGCAGUGGUAGUGCCAGCUGCAAUGGGAGCGGCAGUAAAAGCGGAUCAAUCGUCAACGUCCAGCUGCGGCAGUUGCCCGUGUCAAUUGCGGAUGCGCCUGCAGCAGGUGCAGGUGUAGAAGGUGCGAACGCGUCGGCCAGUGGACAAAUCGCCGCACGAAAGGUGUGCGAGAGCGCAGGUGCACCGUUUCCUUUGCGGCAGCAGGUACCAGCUGGCGAUGCAAGUGGCCGGAACGAUGAUUCGACCGGCAUAUCUUCGACUGCCUGGCCCGCACUCGAGGGCGGGACGAGCCAGCAGGAAACACUGCCGAAUGCCCCGCCAUCACAUCGUUCCAUCUCGCGUUGCACUAAUCCUUCACCGACCAUCCUACCUGUUGUUGCCCUGAACGGUGGCAGCCAUAUGGAUGACUUCACACGUCGGGCAGAUGAGAGCAACGCAAACUUCGGCGACGAUGAGGAAGGCAACAACGACGAUGACGACGAAGGCAUAGCGCCCACGCGGUGGGCCCUUUCACCACGGAAGGAUGCGGUGGACUUUCAGAUGACUUCUCCGCCGCAGGAGCACCUCAACCACUUCAGCAACGUCGAUUUUGCGCCUUUGGACGCGGUCACUAGCAUCGAAGGCGCCCUCACCUCGAGAGUAGCCGGAGCAAUGUCUCUUGGAGCCAACGCGAGUCGACCGAACAGCGCAAAGUCAGACAAUUUUUUCAAGACGCACCCCAGCGCGAGGCCGUGGACGCCGAUGUCGCUGGUUGCACCGACGCUGGUCGGUUCGCCGACAACGCCCUCCGGCGCCGCUGCAGGUCCGCACAAUUUUAAACUGGAGCCAGGCGAAGAGCUUCACUGGGGCCAGAACGUCGGCGGCCCCUCGCGGCGCAACAGCCGCGCUAUCAGCGCCGCUGCACCGGCGCACGCGAGUGUUGGAGGUGAUAGUGGCGCGGAUUGUAGCGGCACGGGCGAGGGCGAGCAUAGCGCGAGCAGCAGCGCCGGCGCCGAGGGCGUUGAGUCGAUCGGCAGCACGCUCAAUCGCCAAGCGAGCGUGCUGAUGCUGCUGUACCCGACUGCAUACUGCAUCCUCUUCUCCGUGUCCAUCAUCCGGCUCAUCAGCGACCUUGCGACAGACAACAAGUUGACGUCGCCCGGCAAGACCACAGCGCUCUACUCAGUCAGCCGCUGGUUCGUGUUUGCGCAGGGCGCGUUUGACGCGGUCAUUUUCCAGAUCGUCGAGAAGCACUUUCGCAAGCGCAUGAAGCGGCGCAGGAAGAGGGCGCUUGGCGAGCAGGUCGACGAAGAGUUCCUGUGCAAGGUCACGAGGAGGGUCGUUGGCGCGUACAGAAGGUUGUUCGGUCGCGGCAUAUCGUCGUGA
Molecule: messenger RNA, 2799 nt
Organism: Tilletiaria anomala UBC 951
Lineage: Eukaryota; Fungi; Basidiomycota; Exobasidiomycetes; Georgefischeriales; Tilletiariaceae
Exons: 3
Coding region: 1-2799 (932 amino acids)
Biological process (GO): adenylate cyclase-activating G protein-coupled receptor signaling pathway
Cellular component (GO): plasma membrane
Molecular function (GO): G protein-coupled receptor activity
Source: RefSeq, a predicted model, not a curated record